GAAGUUUCUCGUCCACCGCUCCACAUCACCGUCUGCAGAGUCUAGACAAGCAACCGACAUUUUCCACGAAACCCCCAUCGCGUUCACAUCACAUAAUUUUAGAGAGAGAAAAAGAAAGAAAGAAAGAGAGAGAAAGAACUUGAGUCGUCCAUAAUUCUUCGGUGGAUCAUCUUCUUCGCCGUAUAUUUACUUCAUCACUCGAUUCGCGCUCCUUUCUCCGCAUCAUCAUCACCAUUACAUGCUCUUCCUAUACUCUUCCUUCCCCAUUUCUUAGCUCAAUCAUCCGCAUACUGUCCAAUUCCAUUUUCCUUUCUUUCUAUCUAGUUACAAAUUACAAUCAAUUCAUAAUAUUUUAUUCACCCAAAAAUUCAUAAUAUUCAUUCUUUUUUUUCUUUCUAAAUGGACGAGUUUGGUGUUUUGGUUGAAAGUAUUGGGUUCAAGUCUCCAGUCAAAUCAACCCCAUUAGCCGAUUUGAAGAGCAAAAACAACAAAAUCAACAAUGGGUUCCCUCGAAAUCUCGGAAUCCAUUCUGGGUUCGACUCCAAAUCCUCCCCUGUAUAUAAUUCAAAUUCCAUUAAUGGGUCCUUCAAUCUUGACCUCGAUGGAAUUUUCCGAUCCACUCGUACUCAAAAAGAUCAGAAUUUUGGUAACUUUGAUGGUUUUGACGAUGUAUUUGGUGGACCUAUUAACACUUCCAAGCCAUCUGCUGGUGGUGAUGGUUUUGAUUUGGAUUCCAUUUUUAAGGGUUCUAAUAAUUUUGGUGUCAAGUCAACUGUAUAUAAUAUUGAUGAUGAUGAUAUCUUUGGAGGUAUUGCAAGGUCUAAGAGCUUGGGUUCGGGUAAUUAUGAUGAUGUGUUUGGGUCUUUUUCUUCGCCAUCGAAGCAGAGUGCUCAAGUUUAUGAUUUGUUAGGAGAUUUUGGUGGAAUGGGGUUGAGAUCAAAUGGUUCGGGGAAGAAAUCGGGAAAAGUGGAGAAGAAUGCUCGGGACUUCGAUGAUUUGAUACCGGGUUUUGGGGGAAGCAGCCAUUCGAGGAAUGGAGGAAAUUCAGAAUCAAGCUGGUCUACACUAUCAAGUGGUCAUUCAGCUAAAUCAACCUCCACUUCAGUAGAAGACCCUUUUGCUGUCUUUGAAUCUUCCCAAAAGGGAAGAUUUGAGACAAGUGCACAUGAUUUCGACUCCGUUUUCAGUAUGGGUAAUCAAUCAUGGAGUCAGUCCAUGCCUAAGUCUCCGACAGCAGACCCCGUGUUUGAUUCACUGUUCCAAAAUAAAGGAGGGCCUAGAGUCUCUCAGACCUCAUCCAGCACAAAGAAGGCUUCUCCCCAGACAAAUAUUGGUCAUGAAUUUUCUUUUCUUUUUGGAGAUGAGCCUUCAUCUAGGGAAUUUCAGGAAAUUAAAGGAGAAAGUGUAGAAAGACGACGAGCCAGAUUAAACCAUCAUAUGAGGACCCAAGAGCGAAUGGCAAACGCUUUGGCAGAAAAGAAUCAACGUGACUUUCAGACUCAACAGGAGCAAGAAGAGAGGAAUAGGAUUGCUGAAACUCUCGAUGACAAUAUAAAGCAUUGGGCUGCAGGGAAGGAAGGCAACUUGCGUGCAUUGUUAUCAUCAUUGCAAUAUGUGCUAUGGCCUGAAUGUGGUUGGAAGCCAGUUUCAUUGACGGACUUGAUUACUUCCAUCUCAGUGAAAAAGGUUUAUCACAGAGCUACCUUAUGUGUCCAUCCUGACAAGGUCCAACAGAAAGGUGCCAAUGUUCAACAAAAAUAUACUGCUGAGAAGGUUUUCGAUCUUCUUAAGGAAGCUUGGAACAAAUUCAAUUCAGAGGAACUUUAAGUACAAAUGUACAAUGGUUGAGCCAGCUAAAUUGUUUCAAUGCAAAUGGGCUUCGUGAUGAACUGCUCUAUCAGAACUUGGUUCCCUACAGAGAAACUUAGCUUAGAACUUGGCUCCCUACAGAACUUAGCUUGAAGGUAGAAAUCCACGGUGUGUAGAAGUACGGUUCUGUCAGUUGCAUAUUGGAAUUGUUGGUGGUUGCCGUGUAGUACUAAUAUUAAGAUAUAGAGAGAGUGUUAGGUGCAUGAUCUGUUGAAUGAAUACCAUUUUUUUUUUUUUUUUUGAUAUUGGAAUUGUUGAAUGAAUACCAUAUUAAUGCUCGUUAA
Camellia sinensis is the source of this 2153-nucleotide messenger RNA. RefSeq lists its product as uncharacterized. The record is from RefSeq and is a predicted model, not a curated record. Gene Ontology annotation, molecular function: clathrin binding. Lineage: Eukaryota; Viridiplantae; Streptophyta; Magnoliopsida; Ericales; Theaceae. Gene Ontology annotation, biological process: clathrin coat disassembly; clathrin-dependent endocytosis. Gene Ontology annotation, cellular component: cytoplasm; intracellular membrane-bounded organelle; vesicle.